AUGACCCCCUUCAGCACCUUCAUUACUUUUCUCUUCACCGUGCUGCUUGCUACCAGCGCGGCCGCUCUCCCCGUCACUACCGAGACCGGUCUUACGGCUCGUGCCAGCGCGCCUGCUGCCCCUCACUGGGUCGUAUACAGCGACAAGUGGAUUUCCGGCGAGACCGGUCCCCCGAAGACAACUGACCUUGUCGGUUACAAUACCUUCCUGCUAUCCUUCUGGAUGUCCACCGGCGCUGCGGACCAGGCUGUCAUGUGGUCGCAGAUGGACGCAGCGACCCGCACAUCUACUAAGGCUGAAUACGAGAAGGCCGGGAUUAAGCUCAUGGUCUCCGCCUUCGGCUCGAGCGAAGCGCCCACAACGUCAGGCGCGGACCCCGUCAAGACCGCGGACAGUCUCGCCACGUGGGUAAUCCAGUAUGGCUUGGAUGGCGUCGACAUCGACUACGAGGAUUUCCAAGCGAUGAACAAGAAGGAUGGCACGGCGGAAAAUUGGCUCAUCAAGUUCACGACUGAGCUGCGCAAGAAGCUGCCCUCGCCACAGUACGUCAUCACGCAUGCGCCCGUGGCGCCCUGGUUUAGUGGUGCUCCCACGUACCCUUCUGGGGCUUACCUCGCGGUUGACAAGGCGGUGGGUAGUAUGAUCGACUGGUAUAACAUCCAGUUCUACAACCAAUACACCGAAUAUACCACCUGCGACGGUCUUCUCACCAAGUCCUCGAGUCAGUGGCCCAAGUCCUCCGUCUUCGAGAUAGCUGCUUCGGGCGUUCCUUUCAACAAGCUCGUCAUCGGCAAGCCCGCGACGACUGGUGACCAGACCAACGGUGGCUUCAUGUCUACCGGUGACCUUGCUACGUGCAUCAAGACCGCCAAGGGAAAAGGUUGGGACGCUGGCGUCAUGACUUGGCAGUACCCCGACGGUGACUCCGCGUGGAUCAAGGCCGUCCGUGCUCAGGCUUUCCCUGUCUAAGCGUUUAUGCAGUGGACGGCGUAAUAGCACCCCUCUCUGCAAGCUCGGAAGGGUAGUGCUAUUUUGUUUCAUAGGUUUAAAGCAUGGCAUAAGUCAAAGGUUGAUUCUUUGAUUUGAGUUUCGUCUCGCAUCAUCAUGCACACCCGGUUGCAAGCUCAUCCAACCGUUUAG
Messenger RNA from Coniophora puteana RWD-64-598 SS2, 1140 nucleotides. RefSeq names its product glycoside hydrolase family 18 protein. The transcript has 4 exons. The record is from RefSeq and is a predicted model, not a curated record. Gene Ontology annotation, molecular function: hydrolase activity, hydrolyzing O-glycosyl compounds. The coding region runs from base 1 to 969 and encodes 322 amino acids. Lineage: Eukaryota; Fungi; Basidiomycota; Agaricomycetes; Boletales; Coniophoraceae. Gene Ontology annotation, biological process: carbohydrate metabolic process.